AUGGAUCCAGUUGUGGCCUUGGUGAUCAGUCUCUCCUGCAUUCUUCUCCUUUCACUAUGGAGACAGAGAUCUGGGAGAGGGAGACUCCCACCAGGACCCAUGCCUCUCCCAAUUCUUGGGAAUAUCCUGCAGAUAGAUGCUAAAAACAUCAGCAAAUCCUUAACUAAAUUGUCAAAAGCCUAUGGCCCUGUGUUCACUGUGUAUUUGGGUACGAGGCCCACUGUGGUGUUGCAUGGCUAUGAAGCUGUGAAGGAAGCCCUGAUUGAUCAUGGGGAAGUAUUUUCUGGAAGAGGCAGUUUCCCUGUGGUUGAGAGAGUUACUGAAGGACUUGGAAUCCUUUUAACUUCUGGAAACAGAUGGAAAGUGAUGAGGCGCUUCUCAGUCAUGACUCUGAGGAAUUUUGGGAUGGGGAAGAGGAGCAUUGAAGACCGAGUUCAAGAGGAAGCCCGCUGCCUUGUGGAGGAGUUGAGGAAAACCAAGUCCUCACCCUGUGAUCCCACUUUUUUCCUGAGCUGUGCUCCCUGCAAUGUGAUCUUCUCCAUUAUCUUCCAUAAUCGUUUUGAUUAUAAAGAUCAGCAUUUUCUAAACUUACUGCGGAAAUUAAAUGAAAAUGUGGCUAUUCUGAGCUCCCCAUGGAUCCAGGUCUGCAACACUUUUCCUGUUCUCAUUGAUUAUUUCCCAGGGAGCCAUAAAACAUUCCUUAAGAAUGCUGCUGACACAAAACAGUAUUUUUUGGAGAAAAUAAAAGAACACCAAGAAUCUCUAGAUAUCAACAAUCCUCGGGACUUCAUUGACUAUUUCCUGAUUAAAAUGGAAGAGGAAAAGAACAAGCCACAGACUGAAUUUACCACUGAAGCCUUAGUAAGCCUUUUGAAUGAUCUGUUUGGAGCUGGAACAGAGACAACAAGCACUACUCUGAGAUAUGGACUCCUGCUCCUGUUGAAGCACACAGAGGUCACAGCUAAAGUCAAGGAAGAGAUUGACCGUGUGAUUGGCAGACACCGCAGUCCCUGCAUGCAGGACAGGAGCAGUAUGCCCUACACAGAAGCUGUCCUGCAUGAGAUCCAGAGAUACAUUGACCUUGUUCCAACCAAUACACCCCAUGCAGUGACCUGUGACAUUAAUUUCAGAAACUACUUCAUUCCCAAGGGUACAACCAUAAUAACAUCACUGACAUCUGUGCUGCAUGACAACAAAGAAUUCCCCAACCCAGAGAAGUUUGACCCUGGUCAUUUCCUGGAUGAGAGAGGCAAAUUCAAGAAGAGUGACUACUUCAUACCUUUCUCAGCAGGAAAACGUAUUUGUGCAGGAGAAGGUCUGGCCCGCAUGGAACUGUUCUUAUUCCUGACCACCGUUUUACAGAACUUUCACCUGAAAUCUGUGGUUGACCCAAAAGAUAUUGAUACCACCCCAGUUUUCAAUGGAUUUGUCUCUGUUCCACCGGCAUACCAAAUCUGCUUCAUUCCUGUCUGA
This is a messenger RNA of Ictidomys tridecemlineatus (thirteen-lined ground squirrel), 1473 nucleotides long. Its product is annotated as cytochrome P450 2C18. The record is from RefSeq and is a predicted model, not a curated record. Gene Ontology annotation, biological process: xenobiotic metabolic process. Gene Ontology annotation, cellular component: cytoplasm; intracellular membrane-bounded organelle. Gene Ontology annotation, molecular function: heme binding; iron ion binding; oxidoreductase activity, acting on paired donors, with incorporation or reduction of molecular oxygen, reduced flavin or flavoprotein as one donor, and incorporation of one atom of oxygen. NCBI's taxonomy places the organism in Eukaryota, Metazoa, Chordata, Mammalia, Rodentia, Sciuridae.